This is a messenger RNA of Phlebotomus papatasi, 2172 nucleotides long. RefSeq names its product transmembrane and coiled-coil domains protein 2 (gene Dmtn). NCBI's taxonomy places the organism in Eukaryota, Metazoa, Arthropoda, Insecta, Diptera, Psychodidae. The transcript is spliced from 9 exons. Gene Ontology annotation, cellular component: endomembrane system. The record is from RefSeq and is a predicted model, not a curated record. Bases 366 to 2102 code for a protein of 578 amino acids.
GAUCAAUUCAAUUGUCAAAAGUCGGUCAAGUUGUGUAGAGUGAAAAUUUCUUUCUGGUAGUGAAAAACUGAAAAUUGUCCAAGUGUUAGCUGUUCAAGAGUAGUUAGUGCAGUCUAAUAGUGCUUUAGCUGACAUUUUCUGUGUAAAUUUACAAAAAUAUUGUGCUAAAAUCAAGCAAUUAUCCUGGAAUUUGGAUCUCAAAAAGUGUUGCAAAUAACCCAAGUGCUCAAUUCACAUUUUCUCAAGCUCCACACACAAAAGAUUUCCACCCAAUAAGUGUACAAGAAGGAAAACAACACAUUUCAUCAAUAAUCUUCAAUCUCUUCACAAAUCUUUAAUGUUUCUUAAUGAGUUGAAACGACAGAAUGGACACAUUACAAGUGUGUUCGCAGAGUCAAACAACCGGAAGUAGCAAAACAUCUAGUCGAGCCGCAUCACCGUGUCGUUCUGACCAAAUGUCCAGAGAUCGUGACGCCACAGACUCUGCCUCCGGUGGUGGAGGAAUGCGCUUCAGGAAUCAGAGUCCGUCCACGCACAGGCGCAGCAGAGAAAGAGAUCGAGGCGGUGUUGAUAAGCAGCAAUCACAGCAGAGAGAUACAGAAAGUGGUGCUGAAGAUCGUAGCAACAUGACAGCAGAUCAUACAGACAUUUUUGAUGAAUCUCGGUUGUCUGGAACCGAGGAGAUUGGUUACCAGACAUUUGCCGGAACAGAUGAUAUCACAGAUGGACAUCAAAUGUCCGGACACAGUGAAGGACGACACCAUCACCAGAGAAGUAAUAGUUGUCAGGCCUUGGAUAGACUCAAUACCAAAAUUGCCUGUACUAAAGAGUCAAUUAGGAAGGAACAGACUGCUAGAGAUGACAAUGUCAAUGAGUACCUGAAAUUAGCGGCCAAUGCAGACAAACAGCAAUUGCAGCGAAUUAAGGCGGUGUUUGAGAAGAAGAAUCAAAAGAGUGCACACACAAUAUCGCAGCUGCAGAAAAAAUUGGAAUCGUACAGCAAACGAGUGAAGGAUCUGCAGCACAGCCAGAGGACACAACAUCAGCAGAGUCAUCAGCAUCAGAGCCAUCGACAGCCGAGAGAAGUUUUGCGGGAUGUUGGACAAGGUCUCAAGAAUGUUGGUGGAAAUAUUCGCGAUGGUAUUACAGGACUCAGUGGUUCUGUCAUGUCUAAACCGCGAGAAUUUGCCCAUUUGAUUAAAAACAAAUUUGGAAGUGCUGACAAUAUUAAUCAACUAUCUUCAACCUGGUACACAGAUCCCGAACUCAACACCCUCAAUCUGGCUGGUAUGGAGUCGCAUUCGCAACACGGAGCUGGUGGUACAUCAACACCCAACAAUACCAUGGUCGUCACAAUGCCACCCACGAAUCAGGUCAUCACGAGUGGCGGAGGAGGCAGUGGGAAAUUCAACAGUGAAAAUGACAGUGAAUGCAGCAGCGUUACCAGUGAUAGUCUACCAGCUGGAUCUGGUAAAAAUCAACUAGGAGCCAAUACUGUUGUCCUCAAGGCGAUCAUUGCUGAGUUGCAAGAGCGUCGCGAUGAGAGUGACAAAUUGCGUGAGAAAAUGGAACGUUUUGAGGCGAUGCAGAAGGAAAUGUCGGAUUUGGCAUUGGCCCUUGAGUCAGAACGCUAUCGGGCUGAGCGCCUGGAGGAGCAAAUAAAUGAUCUGACCGAGUUGCAUCAGAAUGAAAUUGAGAACCUCAAACAGGCCAUGGCGGAUAUGGAGGAAAAGGUUCAAUAUCAAAGUGAUGAAAGACUGAGAGAUGUUCAUGAGGUCUUAGAAAAUUGCCAGACAAGGAUAUCCAAAAUGGAACACAUGUCCCAACAACAAUAUGUUACGGUUGAAGGGAUUGAUAAUUCAAAUGCCAGAGCACUUGUUGUUAAACUCAUUAAUGUUGUUCUAACUGUACUCCAAGUGAUUCUUCUCUUGGUGGCAACAGCAGCAGGAAUAAUAAUGCCAUUCUUGAAAACGAGGGUACGUGUUCUCACCACAGUCUUCUUCAUUCUAAUGACCAUUUUUGUGAUACGACAAUGGCCAGAUGUUAGAGACAUUGGGUCUCAUAUGGUGCGGCACUUGAAGGAGUCUCUUGUUGUCAAAUAAAUCAUGAUCAUUCUUCUGUGAUCAUUUUAACAUUUCCGGGUUUGUAAUAUAAAUAAAUAUUUUUAUUGUC